Messenger RNA from Tachysurus fulvidraco (yellow catfish), 2492 nucleotides. RefSeq names its product hemicentin-1-like. The record is from RefSeq and is a predicted model, not a curated record. NCBI's taxonomy places the organism in Eukaryota, Metazoa, Chordata, Actinopteri, Siluriformes, Bagridae. Gene Ontology annotation, molecular function: cell-cell adhesion mediator activity. Gene Ontology annotation, cellular component: axon; plasma membrane. Gene Ontology annotation, biological process: dendrite self-avoidance; homophilic cell-cell adhesion; axon guidance. Bases 746 to 2491 code for a protein of 581 amino acids. The transcript is spliced from 12 exons.
CCAUAAUUCUCAGUGCUAGGUGGAAAUUAGCCCAUUGUGUUUUGGUCUAAGCUAUGAAUACAGCGUUGCCAGAUGCGUUGUUUACCCUCAAAAUUAAGAUGCUUUUAAAAUGACUUUUUUCACGUUUACUUGCUAUGUAUAUAUUGUAUGACAGAACAUAUAAUAUUUACAGACUAUGUUUGGAGUUUGGUAAAUGAACCAACCAGUUUCAUAAAGCAUUGGCAAAUCAUCAAAUUUUCAAAUCAUUAAUGAACCUUUCUUUCAAUGCUUGUCACUUGUAUUUCAAAUCUUGACGAGUGCACACGUUCUUAGAAUGCUUUUUUUCUGUAGAAUGCUGAGGAACUCUAAGGCAUCCACGCAAUUUAAGUUUGUUUUUCUUCAUGAUUAUUGCUUUCUGACUGCAUUCAUUCAACAGCUGGUGUUGUUCAUCCUUUGUCACCACCACAUCUAAGCAUUCACAUCAUCUUACUUGCGGGCCUUUGUAUACAUAUUCUGAAGAUGGGUUCUAUCCUUUUCUUCUCGUCACUCUGCAUUAAUGACUCGCAGCAUUUUUUAUUUAUUUAUUUAUUUUAAUUUUUGCCACCUACCAACUUGCAGUAGUGCAGCUCCAGCUUCUUAUGUUGUCUAGAGAGUUUCAACAUGUGUGGCUUGCACUGUCGGCUAUGGAAUUACUGCUGAAGGAUGACACCGGCCUGCUGGUUUUGUUUUUCUCAGAGCACAGACACCACCCUCCAGAUGAUGAGCUAUGCUAUGGAUAAGUGUGUACAAUGCACAGUGGGAAAAGGCUAGCAUGGUGUCUCCUCUUCACACCUCUGCCCAGAUGUUCUGGCCAGUCUGGCUGGUCCUUUUCUCCUGUUCUAUCAUCACACCAUCUUACAGUGAACUAGUGUUCUCAGUCCAACCAAAAGAUGGUGUUGGUGUUCUGAACAGGCCACUGAUGCUGCACUGUGCAGUGUAUGACACGACCACACAGAUCAGACUACUGUUGAAGUGGGAGAAAGAGAAUGGAGGAUUGGCACCUGGAGUUCAUCAGAUGGCCAAUGGCUCUCUAUUCUUUUCUUUGCUUAAAGAGGAAGACCUAGGAAGAUAUGUAUGCAGUGCUAGGAAGGGAAGCAAACAGAUCAGAAGUGUUGUCACAGUCAGCAAAGCAUGUCUGGAAAAUGUGUUUUUUAGUCCUCAGUCUCAGAGUGUUAUUAAGGGUCAGGACGUAUUUUUCCAGUGUGUGUCAGGAGACAGCUCUCCACCUGCUCACAUUUCAUGGCUGAAGAACAAUAGAGCUUUAAACAGAGGAACUCAGAUACAGGGUCAGUAUGGAGGGGGGAGUCAGAGAAAGACCUCAGGAACCCUGUACCUUACCAACGUCACAGAGGAAGACCAAGGCCAUUAUGUCUGUGUUACCCAUAAUCUUCUACUGAACAAAAGCAAACACAGUGGUACAGCCACCCUAACAGUUGGCAGGCAUACCAUGAGUCUUGAGAUCAUGCAGGGUCCUGUGAAUACCACUGUUGUUGUGGAAACAGCAACAGCCAUGCACUGUAUAGUCCGUGGUUUCCCUACCCCCAAAGUGCAGUGGUUCAAAGAUGACCAAGUGCUAUCCAAUACGUUGAGAUGUGACCUGCUUGAUGAUGGACAACUUCUUGUUUUUGAGAGAGUUUUGCCAGAAGAUGAAGGCUUCUAUUACUGUGAGGCUGACAAUGACAAGGAAAGACUCAGAUCACAGGCAGCCUACCUCCUUCCUGCAGUCAUGGACUGGACCUUUGUCCUCCAACCUGUCAAUAAAACAGUGAAGAAGGGUGAUUCAGUGACUCUGUACUGCAGACCUCCACACAGCAGACCCCCUGCACUAGUCUCUUGGUUUAGAAACAACCAGCUUCUCCAGUCCAGUUCACACAUCUCCAUCCAGCCGACUGGAGACCUGCUCUUUCACAGUGUACAAGAGACUGACAGGGGAUCAUAUUUUUGUCGGGCUUCUAAUUCCUUCCUACAAAGGUCUAUAACCUCUAGAAAUAUCUUCCUGGAAGUUCUAGCUCCUCCAUCCGUGACUAUCUGGCCCCUAGCAGUGAUUUCUGCAGUUGGAGCUGAGGUGGUGAUUCAGUGCCAGGUGUUAGGACACCCUGUUCCCUCUAUUGAAUGGUCAAAACAUGGCCAGUCUGUAAGAACAGGAGGCAAAAUUACCAAGGGGGUGAGGAAUGCAACUCUUUACAUCUCCUCAGUGAGAAUCUAUGAUGAAGGUUUUUACACAUGUGCAGCCACCAAUACUUUAGGACAGGAUGAGAAAACAACUCGCCUACGUAUAGCUGCAAAGCCGGUCAUUGUGUUAUUUGCGGGAUCAGUGAACGUGUCAAAGGGAGCCACUAUCAUUCUCCCAUGCAGAGCUGUUGGUAACCCACCACUGAAGUACAGCUGGCACACAAGUCUUCAGACACCUCUAUCACUUUCACCGCGCAUACUCAUUGAUGGCAAGAGAUUCUGGAAAUCUUUUUUUUACUAAA